Molecule: messenger RNA, 2116 nt
Organism: Lymnaea stagnalis (great pond snail)
Lineage: Eukaryota; Metazoa; Mollusca; Gastropoda; Lymnaeidae
Source: the annotation of a GenBank genome assembly
GCUGAAUUUAACAUGACUAAACGACUCGUUUCAACUUCUGUGUUUGAAAAGACAGGUAGCAUUUUGCCUAGAGCUGUUUAUUUUAGCCCAAGAUCUGUCAACAUUAGGCUAACCAAACACUAGUUACAUAUUUGGCAGCUUUCAGAGCCCCCCCCCCCACCUUUUAAUUCCUAUUCAUCCGCUAUGGGUUAUUAGACCAACUAAAAGACAAAUCCCUAAGGUCUUAAUUUUGUUUUCGUAUUUCUUGCGCAGACGAUUGGAAGACAGAUAUUUUGAUAUGGAAAUCUAGUUUGCCUUUGAUGCACGAAGUACCUGCCACAUCAGCGGAUGAUUUUUGGCACAAUUGGGGGGGGGGGGAGAGGGGGGGUGGUGGGGCUCGUAUACUAAACUGCCAAAAUUUGGCACAAUUGGGGGGGGGGGAGAGGGGGUGUGGUGGGGCUCGUAUACUAAACUGCCAAAAAGUUGUGAUUGUGAUGUGGGGGGGAGGGAGAUAUAUCUUGAAGUUUAAAUACAAGGGAAAAAAAAGGAAAAGUUGCAAGGGUCCUCCAAAAGGAACACGACGGCUCUAUAUGCAAGGUAAUACACAACUCUACAUCUUUAUAGGAUACAUCAGAGCCCUAAGAAGCUAAUAGUUGCUUGUAGAUUUUAAACUGUUUCAGUUGUUCUCAACCGCAUUUCCUAAAUUUGACUAAAACACCAACAAAAACUUUGUGGUUUAAUACAUUCUUUUGUAUUUUAUUAUGAUGGGGUGUGUGUUUUGGGGGGGGGGGGUGUUAAUUUAGUUUUUUGUGUUUUUUUCCUCCUCUUCUGUUUUUUGCUUUGGGUUUUUAAAAAAAAAAAAUUUAUUAAACAGCUUUUUAGCUUUGAGGUUUUAAAAAAAAAAAAAUCUAUUGAACAGCUUUUUAAAUGGGUCAUACUAUCCGUUAUUAUUACAGAGUAUGAACAAGAGCCCUAGGACAUUGAGAACUUUUUUAUUUUGCUCGACUUGGACUCUACUGAUACACCGUAAGUACAACCCAUAUGGGUACGCUCUACUUUUCCUUACUAAGUUUAAAUAAAGUUAAAAUUAACGCAUUAUCUUUGUGUGUUACAUGUUGGUAUAGAUCCCGGAGUGUAUUUAUGCCAGUUUUCAAAGCUCAUUUAUUAACCGAAAUAACAGCCAUCUUGUCAUGUGACACUGGGUGGUUUGGAUCGAAAUGUCAGUUCAAAUGCCACUGUGAGAGCGCGUGCAAAGCCACCGGAGAGUGCACCGGAGGCGCCACAUGUGCCAGGGGUUGGUUCGGACUUCACUGUCAGAAACGUAAGUACGGUCAUUGUUGUUGUUUUUUUUUUUUUUUACAAUUUCGAUUUUUAAAUAAAACAAAGGGGUAAAACCAUUGCUUAUAAAUUUUUGUAGGGGGCAAAUACGUUAAUGUUGGGAGUAAGUAAAGGUAUGUUAACAUAGUCGAAACCUCGCCUAAGCAAAUACUAUAAUUCCCCCAACUUAGGAGGGAAAAUGGUGUUUUUUUUGGGUUUUUUUUUUUUUGCGUGUGAGAAUCAGGGAUUUAAAGAAUAAAACUAAAUUUUGGACUAUCAAUAUUUUAUAUUUCACUUUAAAAAUCAUCAGCAUUCUAUGUAAACCUUGACAUGUUAAUUGUAUCAUUUUCUUCUUAGGGUAUUAGGUAAAUAUGUAAAAGAAUUCCAAUUUGUUUCCGGUUUUUUAAAAAAAAGCAUUGCAAUGUACUAGGAGAAUUUCAAGACCAAGGAAAAGACUUCGUUAAAGGGCUGAAUUUAAAAAAAAAAAUGAGUUAUUAUUUUAUAUUCUUUCCAUCAGGAGGAUUUGUUAUUAUUUAAAUGUACUGGGAUUUAUGUUUUAAGAGGCAUCUAUUUUUAAUGAACACAUUUUUGUGUGUAUCCUUUCUAUCUGGGGGAUUGGUUGUUAUUUAAAUGUACCUUGAUUUGUGCUUCAAGAGGCAUUUUUUUGUUUAGUGAAUCGAUUAUUGUGUUGCCUUCUCUCUAUCUAGAGGAUUUGUUAACCAUAGCUAAUACCACCAUCACACUGGAGCCCGAACAAACGUCUUCUUCAUGGCUGACUGACAGUGACGAUGCGACGUGCAACGAUGAUCACCUCCUCGAG